AUGGCUGCUGCUGGUCUAUCCAAGCGUGGUGCUGCCAACGUCGACGCAAUUCUACCUAGCAUAAGCGCGGCCUUGCUUGAGAGGACCAAGCCCACAGCCCCUCGAAUUGAUCUCUCUACGGCAGAGAACUGGCUUAUGCGCAAUGAAAUCAUUGAAACGACGAAAGAUGCUAUUGUGCAGGAAUUGAAACCUCAUCACCUUUCGUAUCCCAAUGAAUUUGCCGGAGAUGCAGACCUCAUACGGGCCCUGGCGGCCUUCUUCAAUAAAUACUUCCAUCCUCAUAUCCCUGUGGAAGAAGCACAUAUAGCGACAGCACCAGGAGCAGCCACCUGCCUGAACACUUUUCUAUACAAUGUGUGUGAACCAGGCGAGGGAAUCCUUGUUCCUGCCCCCUUUUGGAAUGGAUUCGACUGGCUUUUCACUGCGCGGUCCUCUGCUGUGCCCAUAAUCGCCCAUGUGGAACGGGCAGCCGACACUCUUACCCCCCGGCUAAUCCCGGCUUUGGAGAAAGCCUAUAGGGAGUCAUCAAUCCCAGUCCGUGGUCUUCUUCUCACAAAUCCGCAUAAUCCUUUCGGCCAGUGCUAUCCCCGGACUGUCAUCGAGGACUGCAUCCGCUUCUGUAACGACAAGCGCAUUCACUAUAUCUCGGACGAGGUAUAUGCGCUUUCCACCUUUGAAAAUCCCGAGUUGUCUGAUGCGCCGCCCUUUGUGUCCGCGUUAGAGAUUGAUGUGACUGGCAUGGGCUGUGAUCUUUCUCGAGUCCACACCUUCUGGAGCACAAGCAAGGAUUUCGGCUCCAGUGGGUUUCGCGUGGGAUGUAGCAUCACGCAGGCAAAUGAAGCGAUGCACGUAGCUUUGGCGCUGGCCUCCAAUACAGAAACCUCCAGCCUCAGCGCGGUCGCUUCGACGGCGCUGCUUACAUCGACUCGGCUGCCAGAGCUCUUGCAAGUCAACAGCGAGCGUCUGUGGGAAGCAUACACACUGAUGACCGACUUUCUGAAGAAGCAUCAAAUUCUGUACAUACCAGUCAACUCUGCCCCCUUCCUCUUUGCUCGGCUCGCUCCUUACGCCGAGUCGUGGGAGCAAGAGAAGGCUAUGAUCGACCGACUGAAGCAGGCCGGGGUAGUGGUGAGUGGCGGCAAAGCGUACCAUGUGAAUGAGGAUGAGAAAGGGUGGGCGCGGAUGACAUUCGCUCUCGAACGAACCCGAUUGGAGGAGGCCAUCAAGCGCAUGGAGACUGUCCUGGGAGAGAAGUCGGUUGACUGA
Aspergillus pseudoviridinutans is the source of this 1266-nucleotide messenger RNA. RefSeq names its product pyridoxal phosphate-dependent aminotransferase. Gene Ontology annotation, biological process: biosynthetic process; amino acid metabolic process. The coding region runs from base 1 to 1266 and encodes 421 amino acids. Lineage: Eukaryota; Fungi; Ascomycota; Eurotiomycetes; Eurotiales; Aspergillaceae. The record is from RefSeq and is a predicted model, not a curated record. Gene Ontology annotation, molecular function: pyridoxal phosphate binding; transaminase activity. The transcript is spliced from 4 exons.